This is a messenger RNA of Mytilinidion resinicola, 1449 nucleotides long. RefSeq lists its product as uncharacterized. The record is from RefSeq and is a predicted model, not a curated record. Bases 1 to 1449 code for a protein of 482 amino acids. NCBI's taxonomy places the organism in Eukaryota, Fungi, Ascomycota, Dothideomycetes, Mytilinidiales, Mytilinidiaceae. The transcript has a single exon.
AUGGUAGGCGCAUGGAAGGCACAGAGCGUGCGUCGCGCCCCGCAGCAAGAUACACGAUGGACAGGGAGGAUGGCUACGAGCACCCUCGUGCCGAGCUUCGUGCCGGGCUCUUUAGCCCUGUACAAAGGGAGGACGAUGAGGACACGUGGCUUCGAUCGUGCCGUUCGACAGACCUUCAGGUUCCUCGACUUGCCCGCCGAGAUGCGCCUCAUGGUUUACGGCCAGGUCCUUACUUUCGAUGGAGUCAGCGGAUAUUUGACUGAAAUGGCUAGACACUGCUACUCAGGCAUCGGUGGCCAUCCACUCCUAUCGAUGACAACUCCAGCUCUGUUCCUCGUUUGUAAACAGAUCACGGGAGAGCUCUCCAACGAGCUUCGGAAGGUUCCACUAGUUCUGCCAAACAUCUUUGGAGUCGAUGACCUCACCAAGGUCAUUACCCCGAACAUCCUGCGCAACCUUGAGCACGUUACAAUCUCUAUCCAGCAAUUCGACGAAGACCAGUACUUCAUGGUCAACAUGAGAUCUCUCGAGCGUAUCGCCGAAGAUCUAAGCCGGGUGUGGGAGUUUGGUGGCAACAGCUUGAAGAAGCUGACAGUCCGCUUGCACGAUGAUCGAAUCUCUGCCCACUUCAAGCUCUGCCCUCCAACUCAAUGCUAUCUUCGUGAGGAGAUCGACAUGGCGCUCAGCGAGUUCUCAUCUCUGCGCAACAUCAAGGAUGUCUCCUUCGAAGGCAUCCUCUCGGACUUCGAGCAUUCCGCGCACAUUGCAAGCGCGAUGGAGAUUCCAACCAACUACCAGUUUAUGGAACUCCCGCAAUCUAUCCGCAAGCGAAUAUACGACUACUCCUUGGAUUAUAACGAGGCGAUGGAUGUAAUGGCAAAGGUCAUCAAGCAAAAGGCGAUCUUGAGCAGUCAUGCACGCAAGAGCAAGAACGCCACCAAGAUUCCCAGGGAGAAGAUCCACCACGUGUACAGCCCUGCCAUUCUCCGCCUGAACAAGGAAAUUAGGGCCGAGGCUAUGGAAGUCCUUCACGAAAAGGGCCUCACUAUCAGUGCGGUGACACCAAAGAAACACAAGAUCACAGAGUUCAUCAGUGCUGCGACACUUCACAAUGUUCGUAACCUCACCUUGAGGAUCUCCGAAAGGACGCUGGGCCAAUUGGAGGAGUGGAAUAAAGUCAAGUUGGACCUGGGAAAAAAUUUCCGGGAGAAGAACUCUCUAGAGUCCGUCAAGAUCGAUGUAAUCUGCAUGGAAGGCUCCAACUACUUUGUCGAUGUCUUCAUGAAAGUUUUCAUGAAUGAUGUCAAGGAGCAGUUCGCUCUUGGCGGCGAUGACUUUACGGUUGAGCACAACCUUCACAACGCCGUCAAAUCCCCGAAUACUCGCGGGCAGUCCAAGAAGCGACCCCGCGAGGACCAAGUACUCACGGCAAUGGAGGGUAUCUGCUGA